UGUUGUGUCCCUUCGUAGUCCUGUGAUCAGGAGGAAUAAAUGGAGGCUCAGCAGCUGAAGGACCCGCUGAAUAAAGUUUCUCUAAUCAAAGAGAGCUGAUCCAGUGCCUGAUCCAGAGUGGCACCGAUGAGAGGGGGACUGAGAGUCCUACAACUCAGGAAUUCAUGAAUCCUUAAUGUCCUCGCUUGAUCGCGCUCCCCGUAGGGUUCAGAGGUUGUGUUUGCCGAGCUAUUACAGCUGACUCAUGCAGGAUAUGUGCAGGCUUGUUUUUCUGAAUUCCUGUCACUGAUUGCAUUGAUACCUCCCUUAAAAAUCACCAUUUAUGGUGCAGGUUCUGGCGUGUGCAGGAUGAGGUCAUGUCUUUUUAAAGCACUCGAUAGGACGGCCUGAUUCUGCGCAACCCAGUUUGAGGAGAAUUCCUACUUUAAGUGAAGACACAGUUAAGUUUAGAAAACUCAAGCUAAAAAUAUUCUAAUUAUAACAGUGUAGAUGUGCUGAUUUGUCUUAGUUACUAAAGUUGUGGUAAGUUUAUGUAAAAUUCCUGUGCAGGUCUUAAGCAGCAGCUUGUGGGGGGGAGGCAAUCCACCCUUUAUAUACCAGGGCCCUAGUUUAGAACUGAGAUGAGUUUUUUUAGGGUAAAUCUAUUUUGGGUUAACUUAUUAAUUCAUGGAAUAGGCCCAUUUACCCACCUCAGGGGAAAUUAUCUUGCACUUCAUUCUGAUCUAUAUUUAACCUGUGGCCAGUCUAAGUAUGAACUCUGGAAGAGGACAGAAAUGCCAGAUGAGCUGACUCGGAGCUCCAUGGAGGCCAGCGAUUCAGAGAAGGUGAUCAGGCACCUUAACCAGGAGCUGAAGGAGGCCCAUGAUCAGGCCAAUGCUGGCAAGCAGAAGUGUGUGGAGCUGCAAGGACUUCUAGAGGAGGAGAAGCGGGCCAGCAAGCAUCAGACAGAGGAGUCUGCAAAGCAGAUGAAGAUUCUUCAGACUAAGCUUCAGAAGUUGCAGGAUGAAAUGGAAAAUCUCAGGGACCAGAAGGACAGUACUAUUUUGAGUAUGCGACAGGAUGCACAUGCAGGUCAAGAGGAAAUGCAGGUGUUGCGCCGAAGCAUGGAGAAGGCUUCAGCUGAGCGGGAGCACGAGGUCAGUGCUCUAAAGGGCAACCUGGCAACACUAACUACUGAGCUGGAGAAGUGGCAGUUGACUGCAAAUAAGUACGAGCGUGAGAUUGACAGCCUGCAGGCCAAUCACCAGCAACAGAACCAGCAGAGAGACAAAGUUGCUAAACAGCAAGCCAGUGAACUGGAGAAGCUGAAGCGGGACUGCGAGAGCCUGCAGAGGGAGUGCACGUCCCUCCGGUCAGAGCGGGAGCAGUUGGCUGCCCAGCAGCAGAAGGAGAAGAGCAGUCUGCAGAGUGAAUGCACAUCCCUACGCUCUGAGAAAGAGCAGCUUCUAAAGAAACUGCAGCAACUGGAAAAAGAGCUAGACAGCUGUAAGAAGCAGAGUGCAGGUCUGAGCAGCACAGCAGAGGCUCUGGAGAAGACACGGGCUGACCUUGAGAAAUGCCUGAGUGCUGCACAGGAGGAGCACCAGAAAAACAGCAGCCAGCUUCACAGCCUGCUGGAGCAGAGCAAAACCAGGACCAAAGAGUUGCAGAAGGAGUAUGAAGAGACACAAGCAGAGCUGUCAGGCCUGAAAGAGAGGUGUGAGCAGGCAGAGCAGGAGAAGGAGUCUCUCGGACUGGAACUGCAGCAUUGCCAAGCUAGCCUGAAGUCUCUGCAGGAGAAAAGCAACCAACUGUCUUUAUUGCCGCCCAUCCUAGCCGUAGUCAUCGGCCUUGUCCUGGCUUUGCUGUAUUGGUGCUUCGGCCCAUUGUGGUAGAAAGGAAAGAUGGAUCAGGUGGAUGCCUGUCGCCGCUGUAACAGUUGCUGUCACAGCCUAUGUGAUCACAAAGACUUCAACCUGAAUAUCUGGCACUAUGAAGCACUAAAAAACCACACACCCACAUUUCCAACCAUACAGACAUAUUGCCCUUUUAGUAUAAGAGGGUUUUAUGUGAGAAUUAGUGCACCUUGUAACUGUAAUAUUGAAUGCUGAAGGCCUUAGUUUAAUUAUAUAGGGUAUCAGAUCCAUAUCAGCUCCAAGCCCCAUGCAGCUGCAGUGUUUCUGUAAAGGCAAAGACUUUUAGACUUUAAUGUGUCUAAAUGUUUGUUUUGUUCCUGCAAAACAUUUAUAUUAUACUCAUUUGACUUACUGAAUUCAUAAUGAAAUGAGCCCAUUUUACUGAUCUCAUCAUCAGCUAUAAAAAAAAGUCAGCUUUCAAUAAUUAUUUUAAUAAUUCACUAUAGUGAAAGCAAUAAUACAUUUGAAACAUUUACUCACAUUUGAAGUCGUGCACAAUAUGAAAAUGGUUCUGUUCUGUUUUUUUCUUCUUCUUUCUUUCUUUCUUUCUGUACGGAUUUCAUGUCUUGUUUAUGUAGUUGCCAGUUUUUAUCUUAAUUUAAAAUUGCAAAAAAAAAAAGUCUAUGCACCGUGUGUCAAUGUUCUAUAGCUUUUUAAGUAUUAAAGAAUUAACAAAGUACUACACGUAAAGUUAAGCGCACUAAUUCGUCUCAAAGAGACACUUGAAGCGAUUAAUUUGUUACUUGUACAGAUGUUUGCUGAGAGAUUUAAAAGUUUGCUUGUUGCAACAAUUAAACAAAUAUUAAUGGAAAUAAAGAUGAAAAUAUCUUAAUUGGUGAA
This is a messenger RNA of Ictalurus punctatus (channel catfish), 2735 nucleotides long. RefSeq names its product sarcolemma associated protein b (gene slmapb). The transcript is spliced from 10 exons. The record is from RefSeq and is a predicted model, not a curated record. The coding region runs from base 621 to 1874 and encodes 417 amino acids. NCBI's taxonomy places the organism in Eukaryota, Metazoa, Chordata, Actinopteri, Siluriformes, Ictaluridae.